Molecule: messenger RNA, 3260 nt
Organism: Vanessa tameamea
Lineage: Eukaryota; Metazoa; Arthropoda; Insecta; Lepidoptera; Nymphalidae
Gene: melt
Product: protein melted
Exons: 13
Coding region: 315-3164 (949 amino acids)
Biological process (GO): regulation of signal transduction
Cellular component (GO): plasma membrane
Molecular function (GO): phosphatidylinositol-5-phosphate binding
Source: RefSeq, a predicted model, not a curated record
AGUUCAUUGACUGAUUGACGUUUAAACAACGACAGGUCGACUGAAUUACCUUCUCGAUUUCAGAACGAACGAACUAGACUUCUUAUAAAUCACGAAUGAAAUUCUUUAAUAACACUAUUUAAUUAUUACUCCGCUAGAAAGCGCAGUUAUAAGUGCAUUUAUAUAAAUAUGAAAAUAAUGAAAUAAAUUAUCUAAUACUUAUCCGGAAUAUUAUGUAGAUUUGUGUAGGAUGUCGUGUUAAUGUGUCCAGUCAGGUGUUUGUUGGUGGUGAAUCCCGUAUUUUUGUGAUUUUACGUGGAUGUUGAGACUGCAGAAUGCACGAAUUGCUGAAACACGUGCUAACAGAGCGAGAUCUGACCCGAGCUGGCGAUAUUUUCGCCAUCGCAGAUGGCGAUAUUGUGGACGACUUGAAUGAAGUGCUAAAACAAAUCACUGACAUAUCAUCCAGACCUGAUUACAUCAGAAAUGAUCGUGAUCAAGCUCUUAUUGAGAUAUGUGUGACCAGAGUUACUUCAUGUAUAAAGGAGACGGGUACUCUGGAAAAAUAUUGCGGGGCUCUAGUUGCUUUGUUGGAAUCUUGUCUCCAUCACAACUUAAUGCCUGUCGGUCACUUACGUGAUGAUGAUCCACCCCAUGCCAAGAUUGCAUCUGAUGUUAUCGCCUGUAUUGUUCUGGUAUCAUUUCCUCUUCAGUCAGACAAGGAAACAAGUGGCAACGCGGAAGUGAUGGAACUCUUCCUGCCCGUCGCGGUCCAGUUCUUGCACAAAGGGAACAGAGAAAUAUCGCGGCAUAUGGCGCGUUAUCUCUCUCUUGCGGCAGUACAUCACGCGGUACUCUUAAAACCCCAUGUUCAGACAAUCAUGGAUUCUAUUAUGUCGGGUAAUUAUCCACUAUGUCGGAUCCUCACAAACUUGUACGAAGUAUGUCCGGAACCACUGGAAGGUCAUGUCACGGCACUAGUAUCUCUAUUACCUCACGCCGAGCCCGUAGAAAAGAGUUCGCUAUUCGCACUCUUUGAACAAAUAGCUGCAAGAAGACCCGAAGCGCUGAAGACUGCGAUUCCUCAGCUAUUGUCAUAUUUAUGCCCGAAUACUGCCGGUCCCAACGAUCCGGGCUGCAUGUGUAUAGAUUUGUUGCAGGUAAUAGCGAGCGUGAGCCGCAGCCGCGCGUCGAUGGUGGCGGAGCACUCCGCAGCGGUGAGACGGGCGGCCCGCGCCCCGCACGCCUCCCCCCGCGCCACGGCACUCGUCGCCACCAUCCUCGCCACCCUGGGGUACACCAGCAGGGAACGAGCUCAAGAAGCUUUGAACUUCGUGGUAGAGCGGCUGUCUGGUGCCGAAUGGCCGGAACAGGCCGCUUUACUGCGCGAAGCAACAGCUCUGUGCAGCGCCUACCCUGCGCUCUUUACUGAUCGUCUCCUGGCUGCGCUUCGCGCCAACAACAGCAAUCGACCUAAAUCAACUCACGGUGAAGUGAACAGAACUCCAGGCGGUGUAACGAUAGUAAAAUUAGGAGGCCCCAACACACCCGUCACUACUACUUCGAGCUCCGCGACCCCGGUCUCCGUGGUGACCGCAGCGGUGCCGGCGGGGGGCCCCGCGGUGGCGCCGGUGGCUCCCGUGACGGGCUACACGCGGAGGGCGAAGCUCGGUGAUUCGCGAAGUACGGGGCGGCUGCACCCCGGCCCCAACUCGCACCGAAGUAUGACUCGAUUGAAUAUUGCCGGUGGUUCGGUGGGGGGUCUCCAUAAGAGCAUGACGCGCCUGUCGUCGUCUCAACAGAUCAACGCACAGCAAACCGCUAACCCUCCGCCAAGUGUGGGCAAGGCGGGCUCCAAGGGCGCGGUCACGGUGGUCGCGCGGCCCGCCAGACACCUACACAACAUACAUAUCGGCCCCGCACCAGCAACGAAUUCUGGGCCUACGAUAAUUUCCGGUCCUUCCUCUCUCCAAACGCAAUCGAUAUCAGUGAAUCCAUUGACUUCUGGAAAAUCGUCCGACGCCCUCGUCCCGACCUCGUCCGUCUCCAUACAGCACUCCAACACGGCACUGGGACAGGUGUCGGUGAUCACCACCACGCCCAGCACCGGUCCCAUUCUGACCCAGACCGGCCCGAUAUCUGUCGGAUCGAAUCCCGUCUCCAUGGGGCCCGUCACGGUCACGUCGCGGCGGGCGAACAACACGAGCGUGACGAUGAUCAACUCGAGCAACUCCAACUCCAACUCGAACUCCAACCACAGGAUAAGCGUGUUCGAGCCGUACCCGAUGAGAGACACCGUGCAGCACUUCUGCGAGAAGCACCUGGACAAGAUCAAGGCGUACAUGGACAACGUGUCGGUGCGGAUCCCGCCGCCCGCCAAGUGCACCAUCGAAGAGCGGCGCUCCAAGAAGCAGGCGCGGCUGUCGUUCGCGUGCGGGCGGCGCGGGCCGCACUGCCUGUACGCGCGCGCCGCCUUCUCCAUGCGCACGCGCCUGCCGCGCGUGUGGAUCCACCUCAUGUUCCUGGCGCUGCAGGCGCGCCACGCCGCCGCGCUGUCCUCGCGCGACCCCACCGUGGCCAGCCUCAAGCACUGCUGGGACAUCCUCAAGUGCGAGAACAAGACCUUCCUCACGCUCGUCACGGGCGCCUUCCCCGGCCUCAAGGAGCAGGAGAUGCUGGUGAACGAGCUCCGGGCGGCGGGCUUCUUCGACGUCUUCGAGGUGAACGCGACGCGCACGGACGUGCCGCCGACGCAGGCGCCGUGGGGCUGCUUCCUGUGCAACCAUCCCGAGCGCGCCGUGGGCUUCCUGGCGGCCGACGGGCAGCCCGUUAUCGAGGGUCAACUCAAGGAGAAGAAGGGUCGCUGGCGGCUGUUCCGGCGCUGGCGCACGAGAUACUUCACGCUUUCCGGCGCGCAUCUCUCGUGCAAGGGAGCCAGCGGCGGCGAAAGUAUAGACAUAAAUCAGAUUCGUUCGGUCAAAGUGUCACGAGGUGCUCGCAACAUUCCCAAAGCUUUCGAGAUCUUUACGGGCGAUCAAACCCUCAUUUUGAAACCGAAGGACGGAAAAAAUGCGGAGGAAUGGGCUCAGUGUUUAAGCAUAGCGGUUGCACACUCGCAGGCGAGAGACGCACCUGCCAAGGCCAACAGUCUGCCUGCACGAGGCCUCACGCUGAAGAGCUUCUGACAACCGCGGCCUCCCUAAUAUUAUUAGGUCUCUGGAGCACUUCUACAUCUACAGACCUUUUACCUCACUCCACUAUCGAUUGUCUUCACUGGGGAA